Molecule: messenger RNA, 3508 nt
Organism: Mandrillus leucophaeus (drill)
Lineage: Eukaryota; Metazoa; Chordata; Mammalia; Primates; Cercopithecidae
Gene: FBXO40
Product: F-box protein 40
Exons: 4
Coding region: 210-2339 (709 amino acids)
Cellular component (GO): cytoplasm
Molecular function (GO): protein binding; ubiquitin protein ligase activity; zinc ion binding
Source: RefSeq, a predicted model, not a curated record
AUUUUUAACUCUCAACACUUGGACUACUUCUGUUGAAGUUUUCGCUCCUUUCCCUGCCUUCCCAACAGAACUGUGUCCUCUACUGCAGCUGACGCAACCCGGCCACCUCCCAGCAAUCCGCUUAGUUGCAAUCAAGGGUUCAGGUGCAAGCAGAUGCUGACUCAGCCCGUUCCAUUAAGAGCUAAGAAGCAAGAAGAAAUUGGGGCACCAUGGGGAAAGCCCACAGGCCUCCGCCAGGGCACCACAGGCAUUGUGAGGGAUGCUUCAACCGCCACUGCCACAUUCCUGCGGAACCCAACGUCUCCUGCCUGGUAAUAAGCUGCCACCUGCUCUGUGGUGCCACCUUCCACAUGUGCAAAGAGGCAGAGCACCAGCUCCUCUGCCCUUUAGAGCAGGUUCCAUGCCUCAACUCCGAAUAUGGCUGCCCUCUGUCCAUGUCCCGCCACAAACUGGCCAAGCACCUGCAGGUGUGCCCUGCCAGCGUGGUCUGCUGCUCUAUGGAGUGGAACCGCUGGCCAAAUGUGGACUCUGAAACCACCCUUCAUGAGAACAUCAUGAAAGAGACCCCCAGUGAGGAGUGUUUGGACACAGCCCUGGCCCUGCAGGACCAGAAGGUCCUCUUCAGAUCCUUGAAAAUGGUGGAACUUUUCCCAGAAACUAGAGAGGCUACUGAGGAGGAACCAACUAUGAAUGGUGAAACCGGUGUGGAGGAAAUGGGAGGAGCAGUGGGUGGAGUGGAUAUCAGUUUGGUACCACAUGGUUUGUCAGCAACUAAUGGGGAGAUGGCAGAGCUAAGUCAAGAAGAACGGGAGGUGCUAGCCAAAACCAAAGAAGGGAUGGACCUGGCUAAGUUUGGCCAGUGGGAAAAUAUUUUCAGCAAAGAGCACGCAGCCUCUGCUUUAACAAAUUCGUCAGCGAGCUGUGAGAGCAAGAACAAGAAUGGCCCAGAGAAGGAACAGAUUUCCAGUGGCAAUAACAUGGUAGAAGGAGAGGGCGCUCCCGAAAAGAAAAAACCACAGGAAAAUCAGAAGCAGCAGGAUGUUCACACAGCUGUGGAAACCACAGGGCUUGCCCCUUGGCAGGAUGGUGUUCUGGAAAGACUGAAAACAGCUGUGGAUGCAAAGGACUAUAACAUGUAUCUAGUGCACAAUGGGCGGAUGCUGAUCCACUUUGGUCAGAUGCCUGCUUGUACACCCAAGGAGAGAGACUUUGUUUAUGGCAAGCUUGAGGCUCAGGAAGUUAAGACUGUUUACACCUUCAAAGUUCCUGUGAGCUACUGUGGAAAGCGAGCUCGACUUGGAGAUGCCAUGUUGAGUUGUAAGCCGAGUGAACACAAGGCAGUGGAUACUUCAGAUCUGGGGAUCACUGUGGAGGACCUGCCCAAAUCAGAUCUCAUCAAGACCACCCUCCAGUGUGCUUUGGAAAGAGAACUCAAAGGCCACGUCAUCUCCGAAUCCAGAAGCAUUGAUGGACUGUUCAUGGAUUUUGCCACACAAACAUACAACUUUGAGCCAGAACAGUUUUCCUCUGGGACAGUGCUGGCUGACCUAACCGCUGCCACCCCAGGGGGACUCCACGUGGAGCUGCACAGUGAGUGUGUCACCAGGAGACACAACAAAAGCAGUUCUGCCUUCACUUUCACUUGCAACAAAUUCUUCAGGAGGGAUGAGUUCCCCCUGCACUUCAAGAAUGUCCACACAGACAUUCAGUCUUGUCUCAACGGCUGGUUCCAGCAUCGAUGCCCCCUCGCCUACUUGGGAUGUACAUUUGUUCAAAACCAUUUCCGUCCCCCGGGGCAAAAGGCAAAAGUAAUCUACAGCCAGGAGCUCAAGACCUUUGCCAUUAAGCCGGAGGUUGCUCCAGAGCUGAGCGAACGAAGGAAGAACAACCAUCUUUUGGGUCAUGGAGGAAAAAGCCAGAAUUCUUUAACCAGCCUGCCCCUGGAGAUUUUGCAGUACAUUGCUGGGUUCUUGGACAGUGUCAGCCUGGCCCAGCUCUCCCAGGUGUCUGUGCUGAUGAGGAAUAUCUGUGCCACUUUGUUACAAGAGAGAGGGAUGGUCCUUUUGCAAUGGAAGAAGAAGAGGUAUUCCCAUGGGGGCACCUCCUGGAGAGUCCACAGAGAGAUCUGGCAGUUCAGCAGCCUCUUCUCCAAAAUCAAGAGCUGGGAGUUUAAUGAAGUCACCUCCAUGUCCGAGCACCUGAAGUCCUGUCCUUUCAACAUCGUAGAGCACAAAACUGACCCGAUUCUUUUGACCAGCAUGUGUCAGCCCCGUGAGCAGGCCCGAGAGAGCUUAGUCUCCACCUUUAGAGUCAGACCACGAGGAAGAUACGUCUCCUAAAAAUGCAGAUGCCACCCGAUGCACCCUUCUUGGAUUUCUUCUCGGAGUUCCUGAUGUAGGACAGAGUGUGGUUUUGAGGAUUCCCUUCUGUAAACUGCCUAUUUGCUUAUCAGGGUGUAUUGGAACAUGCAAUGUCCUUCAAAACCUCAACACAAGGCCAAAGAAUUUCCUAAGCCAUGUCUUGUACCAUAGUGACAUAUUAGUGACUUAUUUCCUUUUUUCUUUUUUCUUUUUUCUUUCUUUCUAAAAUAGAUUGGUCUGAGAAGAAAAUAAGUAAUUUGAGGCCAUUUGGAAGAUGGACCCAAUUUCUUAAGCGAUGAGAGAGCAUGAAAUUCCAUAAUCAGUACAGGCCUGUGCUUUUAUGGGCUUUUUAGUUUACAGAGCACUUUCAAAUUUAUGGGACAGGAAAUGCAGAAUGGGACUAAGGUACAAAGAGUUACUCCCCAGGGAAUGCAGGGUGAAGGGAACAAAGCUGGAGGCUCUGGAGCUGGGUCUCUUUUGAUGGUCAAGUCCAGGGCUCGUUUUGGCCAUUCUACUGCCUCUAGGCCAGGGUAGUUCUAACACAGCCUGACAUAGGAGAGCCCCUGACUGAGCAUGGCAGCCUUGAAGAUACCACAGGCCAAAACAUGAGGGGCAGAAAUGGGGUCACAGAGUCUGUUGUUAGAAUCUUGGCAACAUACAGCAGGAAAGCCUUGAGAAAUGGGGAGUCCAAAGGAGACACCGUAUUUAUGGAGAACAUUAGGACAAAAAGCCACAAGCCUACUUUGUAACAUUUUAAUAACUUAAGGGUCAAGAUGUUUUUUCCUCAGAAAAUUAUGUUCUGAGUUAGGCAGAACAUAGGCAUGGCCCUGGGCCACCCUGUGCUAUCUGAAAUGACCUCAAUACACUAAUGCCAACCUCAGCGUCAUGCCAGAAUGCACAGGGUAGCCCAGGGAGACCACACCUUUGGCAAAGUCCAGACAAGGCCCAUUGCAGUUCCUAUGGCACCAGUCACCAGCUCCUAGACACCACUUGGGUACCCCAUUGGGGUCUUGGAGAGGAAGACAUGUGAACCUAAUGGCUCCCUGAAAUUGCUCCUACCCAUCCAUAUUGCUGGUCAUGCAUUCAGUCUGACAAAAAUGGAUGAUACUGCUAUUUUUGGUAACAAACAGUGAAUAUUCAUAAGAACA